AUGAAGGCGAAGAGGAAGAUGAUGCAGCUAAGAAGAUUUCUAUAGCAGCUAAAUCAAUCAUCGAAUCUAUGAUUUACCAGACGACUAAAGAGGAAUCUACCAUCACUGAAAGGUAAGCUCGACCAGCUACCAAGAUGGAUGCAUGCAGUAUGUGCCAGGAAAUCUGAAAUAAUAGUUGGUACUAUUGUAGCUUCACAUGAGACCAGUACCGGACGACGCUCGGCAAAGAAGAAGAAGACGAGCAGUAGGAGUACUAGAGUACUACCAAAGUUGCUGCUACAGCAAAGAAGAGAAAACCUGCACCAGACCCGAAGAAAUGGAUUCCGCUGUGUACGAGUGAAUAGCUUGCCGGACGGUUGGGAUCGGACCAGGCGGCCGGUUAUGGAUGAAAUGAAUUUGGCUUUCUUUAGAAAACGUUAACAUGAGGAUCCUACUCAGACAUCCAGAUAUGCAAAACAUUGGGUCUCCAACAUAUCAUUCCCACUCCCACAGCCCUGAAAAUUCCUUGCAUCUGAGGAAUCACAUAAUUGUGGAUCUAAAGAAGACGAAGUCUCGAAACUACUACUUUUGCUACCAGUAAAUAAUUUGAUUCCCCAUGCAACUUCAGUAAGGGAAAACAACAUAAUAUGCUGAGGAUCUAGCUAGCUAAAGAAUGUCUCGGUUUGGCUCCGAGAGACCAGGAGCUUUCGCUCACCUAGCUUUCCCCCAAAACCCUAGCGCCGCGACCUCUGGUUUGCGUCAAUUCUCUACAGAUUUCAACCUUUCAACCCCGCCUACUUAUCUCACAACCUCCAUGGUUUCUGCUGAUGCUGCUACGGCAAGUUUCGAUGGCUUUGGCUACCGGCGGGACUGCUUCUUCCGUCCAAUGGGGCCGAUUGGUCAUGGUGGCUGUAUGGCGGCGACUAUGCGACUCCGGCUGGGUCCGAUGUUUGGACCAAUGGAUGACUGGAUUUUGUGGCCGCCGGAGAUUCAAAAAAGGUGGCCGGCAAAGGCAGCGUUGCUAGCCUGGAAGAGGAAAGGGAUACGGGCUUGGAUCUGCGCUUUUGGGCCUGGUUUUGAGCUUCCCCCUUUAUGCAGGCCUUUUGGUGGACCCGAGUCAAAGCUUGCCCAGAAAUUAUCUACUCCGUCUCCCAUGAUAGCCUCGAGAUUCAAUCGGGGAAAGGCUAGCCCUACUACUAAGGGCAAGGAGGUAGCUUAAUUUCCUUGUUUCUUACAUAGACAUCUGAUGGAAGACUAUUUUUUAUUUAGGUUCCGGUAAUACUUUGUUGUACAUCAAUCGAGGUCCAUAGGCGACUGGUAUUACCGCUACAUAGAAUUU
This is a messenger RNA of Fragaria vesca subsp. vesca, 1318 nucleotides long. RefSeq lists its product as uncharacterized. Lineage: Eukaryota; Viridiplantae; Streptophyta; Magnoliopsida; Rosales; Rosaceae. The coding region runs from base 653 to 1198 and encodes 181 amino acids. The transcript is spliced from 3 exons. The record is from RefSeq and is a predicted model, not a curated record.